Molecule: messenger RNA, 773 nt
Organism: Megalobrama amblycephala (Wuchang bream)
Lineage: Eukaryota; Metazoa; Chordata; Actinopteri; Cypriniformes; Xenocyprididae
Exons: 5
Coding region: 57-551 (164 amino acids)
Source: RefSeq, a predicted model, not a curated record
AGCAUGUUUCUGUAUGUUCAUUGACAGGACGCACAGACCUUUAAGAGAUCUUCACCAUGCAAACAAGAACGUUGCUUCUAACUCUCACCCUGACACUAGGGUUCAGUCUGAUGGCAACGGGAGAACCGCUCCACGCUCAGUGCAGAGUCAUAUGGCUCUUUGGGAUCCCAUGUCAGGACGUUUUUGUGAGUCUGGUGAACCAAAUCAAGGCCUGGAGGGGCAUGUCUGGAUGUAUGACUGUUGGACAGAGAUGCCUGUAUGAGCUGGUUUCGGCUACACCUUUCCACAUCGUAGCUAAACAUACCUCCAGACAGUGGACCAGCAAGCAGGACCUGACCUUUCACUUGGUGGCAACCGAAGAAUCUGUCUGUAGAGUGACGGGAUAUUCCAUCUCAAAAUCAUGGGCCAGGCUGGAAGACAAUGGCACAACCUACUGCACCCUCUACAACCUCAUUGAGGGCAGCGGGCUGGUGGAUGCUGAGGGCUAUAAGAUGUACACAAAUGAAUGGAUUUGUCUGGAGUACUCAACUGCCAACUGCACCAUCUACUGAUGAGAUCUGUUGGUCUUUGAUAUGAUUUAAUACACUGACAAAGACCACAAAACAUUUAUGAAUUGCUCUUUAUUCUCUAAGUGUAGCUUUUAGUAUUUUUGCAAUUUCACAUACAGUUAUAUAGUUAUUCACUGUUACUAAUGCUUGACAAGAUAACAAUGUUUGAAGGCAAAAUGCAUUAUUGUUUUAAAGGCAAACCAUUAAAACAGGUGUGUUUUCAAA